GCCCACCUUUUCUUUGCAGAUUUCACUUCUCUGCAUUCAACAAUGGGCCUUCUCUCUUGGAGCUCUCGCUCCCCACCAUCCAAGCCCUGGGGUCUGAAAUGGAGGUCGUCUGUUUGGUUUGCAACAGUGGUCGUAGGUUUUGGCAUUACAACCGACUUGCUCGUAUAUUCCAUCAUCAUUCCCGUUUUACCAUUCCAGCUGGAACAUCUGGGCUACCACCAAGUGUCAGCACUGACUGGAUGGCUGCUGUGCGCCUAUUCAGGAGGACUUGUCAUAUCAACAAUUCCAAUCGCCAUAUACUCUGAACAUUAUUCUGCAAGGAGAAUCCCCCUCAUCAUCGGUCUAAUCACAUUACUCGGCGCUCAGGUUAUGUUAAUGGAAGCUCCCUCGUACUGGGUGAUGUGCCUCGCUCGUAUAGUACAAGGAAUCAGUUCUUCCAUGGUUUGGAUCGUGGGUCUAGCUUUGCUGUGCGAAACUACCCCAGAACGUUUUAUAGGCAGGCAAUUGGGUAUUGCAAUCAUGGGUCUAUCUGUCGGACUAUUGGUUGGUUCGCCAGCUGGUGGUAUCCUAUACAGUCGUUGGGGUUUUCGUGCACCGUUCAUCUUUGGUGAAAUUUGCACAGCGGUAGACCUUAUUGGUCGACUUCUCAUAAUCGAAAGAAAAGAAGCUAUGGUCUGGGGUGUGGAUCCUGCAGCCGACCCGCUUCCGAAUGAAGAAGAUCCACAUGGUCCGCAGUUAAGAGACGCGACUCAGGAAACAUCUCCUUCUCAGCCAUCUGACUUUGACUCCGAUGUCGACGGUCUUUCGCCCAAGACGCCUUCUGAAGUAGAACUGAACACAACAGGACAAGUACGACCAAGCAUUCCCGCAUCUGGUCACAAACCACUCCCUAUGCUUACUGUGAUCGCAAGACUGUCGCAAUCUCCGAGGGCGUUGGCUGCUCUUGGCAUGGCCCUGGUUUAUGGAAUUGUGAAUAGUAGUCAAGAACCUUCGCUUCCUCUCCAUUUGCAAGCUAUUUGGGGCUUUGACUCUUACAAGGUUGGACUGGUGUACCUGGCUGCGGUUGUUCCAGCCCUCGUAUCGUCACCUUUAGCUGGCUAUUACACUGACCGCAAAGGUUCACAUUAUUUAACCUGCCUAUGUCUUCUUCUCGCCUUGCCGUGGUGGGUGGUGUUGACACUUCGGCGGUCACUAGUUCUUUUUAUAUUUGCACUGGCAUUACAAAGUUUCUUUGUUGCCGGUGUGGUCCCUCCUGUCACGGCUGAGUUGGCAGCAGUUUCUCGAAGUAUUCCAGGAGUUGGAUACGCGCAUGUUUAUGGCGCUUUUAAUCUCGCCUUUGGUAUAGGUACUGCUGUUGGCCCUAUAAUUGGAGGACAGAUUUACGACAAGGCAAAGCACGGAUGGACAGCGGUAUGCUCUGUCACCGCAGCUUUGAUUGUCCUUUGCGUCAUGCUUGCCUUUUGUUACACGGGUGCCGAUCCACUGUUGAACAGGUUUAUGCGGCAGUACUACCCAGCUGGGCCGCAUGAACUUGCUCAGCAAGGUCGGCGGAAGCCAGAUCCAAGUUCAGAGGACGUAGCACAUGACGAUAGCGAUAACCAUGAUUAAUAACCCGGUUGGACCCCAUAGUCGAUCCUUAUUCCCACUCAUACCCUAUCAUUAACUCUCAGAUUACUUUUACUAGAUUCAUACAGGCCAAAAAAUCACUGUAUUUAAUAGGCAACCUUUGGACAUUGUACAUAUUAUCAAAGAUAGUCGAGGACCAAGCAUACCACGGUAAAAUAGAUUUGGGGUAGUACUAGUUUAUGUACAGGUAUCGAUGUAGGCCUUUGGUACUGCAGACACAAAUCUAGGAGCGGUAGAGCGAGAUGCCGAAUUGGGCCGAAUUGGAAUGAGAGUUUAAGCGAAUCGGCCUUUGCUAUCAUUCGGUUUGCUGCCAGACUACCACAGGUUCUUUAGCUCUGUACAUAGCCAGUUUCUUUGUCCACCCCUUGAACUAAUUCUCUCAAAGGUCUCUUUUCUCCAUUUCUUGCUUGCAUUCUCUCUUUUGUUCUGACUCGGAUUGCAAAAAGGUCUGUGGUCUGCGUCUGCCUCUGUGGCCUUUGGCAUCUUUAGACAGGCAGUGGUAGCAUGAGCUCAGAGCUGAACAGGGCCAGGGACUCGAACGAUAUAGACCCUCAAAGCACGGAAGACUUCCCAUUCCUCACCCCCCUCAGUCCCAGCCUGCUCCUCCCUCAAGGCUCCGAAACCCAAGAGGAAACCAUCCGUCGUCUGUUCGAUGCGCUCGAGGUCGUAUUCGUACGGAACAGACAGCUCAGAGAUAUAUUUGCCACUCUCCUCGAAAGCAUGCCGCCUAUCCCUACAGAACCAGACUCUCAGUC
Messenger RNA from Serpula lacrymans var. lacrymans S7.9, 2381 nucleotides. RefSeq lists its product as uncharacterized. Gene Ontology annotation, molecular function: transmembrane transporter activity. The transcript has 14 exons. Lineage: Eukaryota; Fungi; Basidiomycota; Agaricomycetes; Boletales; Serpulaceae. Gene Ontology annotation, biological process: transmembrane transport. The record is from RefSeq and is a predicted model, not a curated record. Bases 43 to 1608 code for a protein of 521 amino acids.